Molecule: messenger RNA, 4368 nt
Organism: Ophidiomyces ophidiicola
Lineage: Eukaryota; Fungi; Ascomycota; Eurotiomycetes; Onygenales; Onygenaceae
Gene: POL1
Product: DNA-directed DNA polymerase alpha catalytic subunit pol1
Exons: 5
Coding region: 1-4368 (1455 amino acids)
Biological process (GO): DNA replication; lagging strand elongation; leading strand elongation
Cellular component (GO): alpha DNA polymerase:primase complex
Molecular function (GO): single-stranded DNA binding; DNA replication origin binding; DNA-directed DNA polymerase activity
Source: RefSeq, a predicted model, not a curated record
AUGGCUGCUCGAGCUAAGCUAGCGGAGCUACGCGCUCUUCGUGCCUCGGGAAAGAAACGCCUUGCGACUUAUGAAGUCGAAGAGGAGGACGAUAUCUACGAAGAAGUCGAUGAGGAAGGCUAUAAGAAGGUCGUCAGGCAGAGACUGGACCGGGAUGACUUUGUUGUCGACGACAAUGGCGAAGGAUACGCUGACGACGGGCGCGAAGAUUGGGACAGUACGAGGAGGAUAGACAGCGGGAGCGAUAGCGAUAUGCCUCCUCGGGGUAAAGCCGCUAAAAGGAAACGAGAAGAAGAAAAGCAGCGAAAAGACAAAAUAAAUAACGGAAUUAAUAAGUACUUCAGCAACGCUCUGGCUGCAGCCCCAAAUGCUGCUAAGCCGAAGCGAGCCACAGCUGAAGAUGAAGCAUUUAUGGCCGAUCUUCUUGGAGAGGUUGAUACGAAUGCUGCACCAUCCCGUGCACCUGCUAAAAAGUCUGUCAAAUCCGAAACUCGACGAAAGGUCCGGAUCAUAUCCCCUCCUCGCGGUAUCGAGAAAACACCCAAACGAUCUUUGCAAAAGGAAGAUAUCCCACCCGCAUCGGAUCUUCAUGGGAAAUCAGAGAUGGAUUUCCACGAUGAAGGUCCGCUGCUUGGAGAUGAAGAUGUUCCAAUGAGCGACCCCCUGCCAUCAUCACCUGUAGCGAAGGCGGUCGAACGCAAGAGUUCCUCAUUAAAGAGAGAGGAGGUCAAAGCCGAAGAUAUAGACGAUGAUGACUUAAUGGCCAUUGCGGAAGCAACCGGACACAAUGAAGCGGAUUCCGCCAGAGUUAAUAUAUCCGGGAAACGACCCGCCCCUCAAAAAGAAAUUGGGGAGAGCGUGUACCCUUCUCCAGCCUUGUCGUCUCCCCCUAAAAUUCAUUCAGAUGCAAUAGACCCUUCUUCUUGGACAGACGUGACACGAAAACUUAACGUUCUAAGCAGCCCAGCCCCGGAUACGCAUACCUUUGGAAAGCUACGGGCCCAGGAUGCCGUCGAAGAAGAUGACAGUUUAAAUUUCUUUUGGAUGGAUUAUACUGAAAUAAACGGAAGCCUUUGCUUAUUUGGAAAAGUUAAAGAUAAACGGUCCCGCCGAUUUGUCAGUGCCUUUGUUAAAGUUGACAACAUAUUACGAAAGCUUUAUUUCCUCCCUCGCCAGUAUCGAAUGAGCCACGGUCAAGCUAGCGACGACGAAGUCGAUAUGCAAAAUGUCUACGAGGAAGUGGAUAGGCUGAUGACCAGGCUGAAAGUUGACAUGCAUAAGAUCAAACCUUGCUCAAGGAAAUACGCCUUUGAACUUUCCAAUGUUCCGAAAGAAGCAGAAUAUCUGAAGCUUAUGUACCCCUAUGAUAAACCAGCAUUAACUGCCGAUGUCAAAGGCGAGACAUUCUCUCACGUUUUUGGUGCCAGCACUGCUCUUUUUGAGCAGUUUGUCCUUUGGAAAAACAUUAUGGGCCCUUGUUGGCUGAAGAUACAAGAGGCAGACUUUACUGCCGUGAAUAAUGCAUCUUGGUGUAAGCUAGAAUGCCAGGUUUCGAAGCCAUCUCUCAUUUCACCAGUAUUGAAUUCCGAGAACCUGGAGACCCCUCCACUUACAUUAAUGAGUUUAUCAUUUCGUACACAGCUCAACACCAAAGAGAAUAAGCAAGAAAUCUUAGUUGCGAGCGCGAGAGUUUACGAAAACGUCUCCCUUACCGACCCUACCCCUCCUGAGAAACUCCCAUGCAAGACAUUUACGGUAAUGCGACCUUCGGGUCCAACCUAUCCGAUAGGUUUUGAAGCAGAGACCAGAAAUCAUCGCGGUACUUUCAUGCUUGAAAAAAACGAACAGUUUCUUCUAAGCAAGUUUUUGGUGUUGUUUGAGAAAAUGGACCCUGAUGUACUGAUGGGCCACCAGCUUCAAGAGGUUGACCUAACAGUUCUUAUAAACCGACUUAAAGACAAAAGGACCCCUGGUUGGCACCGAAUUGGCCGGCUAAAAAGGAGCGAAUGGCCGAAGAACUUCAAAGGAACUGGCUUCUUUGCGGAAAGGCAACUACUCGCCGGACGGUUGAUUUGUGAUCUUGCGAAUGACAUGGGCAAGUCUUUACUGAUGAAGUGCCAAUCAUGGAGUUUAACAGAAAUGUGCCAACUCUAUUUGGGAGACGAAAAUUUACGGCGAGAUAUUGAUAACGAAGUUGCACUCAAAACCUGGGCCACGACUAAAGAGGGUCUGAUGAACUAUGUCAGUCAUAGUGAGGCUGAUUCAUUCUUCAUUGCUGCUCUCGUUCUUAAACUGCAGAUGCUUUCUCUCACCAAAGUUCUUACGAACCUUGCUGGAAAUUCCUGGGCCAGAACCCUUACUGGUACAAGGGCAGAGCGGAAUGAAUAUAUUUUGCUUCACGAAUUCUAUCGAAAUAAGUACAUUUGCCCUGAUAAAUAUCCCGGGAAAUCACAAGUAAAACCUGAGGAUGCCGAUGGUGACAAUGAUGGUACGGACAAGAAAAAGAAAGACAAGUACAAGGGAGGUCUUGUUUUUGAGCCAGAGAAAGGUCUAUAUGACAAAUAUGUUCUUGUCAUGGACUUUAACAGUUUAUACCCUAGUAUUAUCCAGGAAUACAAUAUCUGCUUCACCACCGUGGAUCGACAAUUAGUGUCCGAGAAUGAGAACGACGAGAAAGUCCCUGAAGUACCAAUUUCGCAGGCUCAAGGAAUUUUGCCACGGCUAAUUUCAACGCUUGUAAGCCGCAGGAGAGAAGUCAAGAAAUUAAUGAAAAACAAGCGUGCUAGUCCAGAAGAUCUGGCCCUUUGGGACACGAAGCAACUUGCCUUGAAACUUACAGCUAACUCUAUGUACGGGUGCCUGGGAUAUACUCAAUCACGGUUUUACGCUCGCCCGCUCGCUAUGCUUACAACAUUCAAAGGUCGUGAAAUUCUGCGCAACACCAAAGAACUGGCUGAGAAUAACCAGCUUCGUGUUAUCUAUGGCGAUACAGACUCUGUUAUGAUCAAUACUAAUGCUGAUAACAUUGAGGAGGCUCUCAAGGUUGGGAAUGAGUUUAAACGCCUUGUCAAUGAUAACUAUAAGCUGCUCGAGAUUGACAUCGACAAUGUCUUCCGCCGUUUAUUGCUGCAUGCGAAAAAGAAGUAUGCUGCAAUUAAUAUGACAGAAGUGGAUGGUAAAUACGUUGACCAUCUCGAAGUGAAAGGCCUGGAUAUGAAACGGCGAGAAUACUGUGCAUUAUCGAAGGAAGUCUCAUCGAAGCUCUUAACUGAAAUUCUUUCUGGUGAAGAUACCGAGGUGGUUUUGGGUAAGGUAUACGACUAUCUACGCGACCUUACACAAAAGAUGAAGGAGUUCACAAUCCCAGUGCAGAAAUACGUUAUAUACACGAAACUUUCCAAACGGCCUGAUGAGUAUCCCAAUAAAGAAACCAUGCCGCCUGCCCAAGUGGCACUUCGUGAACUAGCGCGUGGUAAAGCGGUCCGCCCUAACGACGUUAUUUCCUAUAUCGUCACAUCAGGCGACUUGGAGACCGCAUCACUCCCUCCAGCGAAACGGUCCUAUACAUUGCAAGAUGUCAUCAAGCCAGAAUCCGGACUAGCACCGGAUAUUGAAUUCUAUCUCCUGAAACAGAUCUUUCCUCCCAUUGAGAGACUUUGUGCUCCCAUUCCUGGAACAGACGCUGUGCAACUCGCAGAGUGUCUCGGGCUGGAUGUCAAAAAAUACCAGAUAAACACAUCUAGUUCUCAUGAUCAGCAGAGCAUGGAACUAUGUCCACUUGAAUCGCAAAUUCCUGACUCACUUCGCUUCGAAAAAGCAGUCCGCUUCUCUCUUCGUUGCCGCGCGUGUAACGAGAGGAUGAACUUUGAAGGUAUUAAUUUGUCUGCGAAAGCCUGCACCCCGAAUGGCCUUGUGUGCCCCAAUGCAGACUGUAAAACUCCGUUCGCCGUUAUUUCUAUCGUGGCACAGCUUGAGUCUCAAAUUCGGGCCCAGACGUCAAAAUAUUACGAAGGUUGGCUCAUAUGCAAUGAUUCUGCCUGCGGUAACAGGACACGGCAGAUGAGCGUAUAUGGCAAGCGUUGCUUAGGUCCCCAUGGGCGAGCAGAAGGCUGCUCAGGCCACAUGGCAUACGAGUAUACUGAAAAGCAACUCUAUAAUCAACUAUUAUACUUCGCGACUUUGUGGGACGUCGAAAAAGCAAAGUCGACAGCAGAAAAAGAAGCCGCCGGCGACGAUAAAGAAAAGGUCCUUGCACUUGCAGAAUGGAAUCGCGCUCGAUUUGGAACUGUCAAAAGUGUGGUCGACGGCUAUCUAAAGAAGUGCGGGCGACAAUGGGUCGAAAUGGAUGUUCUUUUCGGGUUGCUCUGA